Hirsutella rhossiliensis is the source of this 1056-nucleotide messenger RNA. Its product is annotated as kinase. Gene Ontology annotation, molecular function: protein kinase activity; ATP binding. NCBI's taxonomy places the organism in Eukaryota, Fungi, Ascomycota, Sordariomycetes, Hypocreales, Ophiocordycipitaceae. Gene Ontology annotation, biological process: protein phosphorylation. Bases 1 to 1056 code for a protein of 351 amino acids. The record is from RefSeq and is a predicted model, not a curated record. The transcript has 3 exons.
AUGGUCAGACCUGCUCAUCCCGAGACCAUCUUCCACCUCAAGCCUGAGGACGACUCCACAGCUGCCAUUCUUCGUCACCAACGCAACGCCCCCUUUGUCUCCCGCGCUGCCAACGGCGAUGUGGCCCUGGAAAUUGGCUAUCACGAGUCAUCGCGGCCUCGCGGGGGUCGGGUCAUCGCCAGGCUUGGGCGCGAUGCCGACCUAGUGCUGCCCGCCAGGCAUAUAUCCCAGGUCCACGUUGCCUUUGAAGCUCACCCCAUUUCUAGCGCAAUCCUGUUCUGCGUUCGUGCCCAGGACGUCAAGACGGUCGGCGUGGGCCCACGAGGGUUGAGCUCGGACGGUGACUUUCGCCAGGUGGUCCUUGUACCAGAAGGGGAGUACGAUGUUGCCAUAUGCACUGGUAAUGGCCGACCCUUUCGAUUCCGAAUUCUCUGGAAACUAGAUACCUUGUCCACGUCUCGGACCGUUCAUGCUGCCUUCCAGGCUGCCGAGGCUCGCGCUCUCAACCCCUACUGGCUCAAGACAGAAUGCGAUGACGACUCGGACGUUAAGAGUUGGUACCACACUAGGCUACUAUCCAAGGCGGCCAGUGAUGUUCAAGAAGUGCUCUGUGAACAGAACGUAGACUCCGGAGCAUUUGGCACAGUGUCUAGAGCCAUCGACCUAGACUCGGGCCAAUGCGUUGCAGUAAAGACUGUUUGCCCCGCGAAUGAUAGAGAACUGGUGAAUCUCCAUAGAGAGAUCAAGACGCUCGGAACACUCAAGCAUCCGCACAUCAUCGAGCUCCUCGGCUACUCAAGCUGGGAUUCAGUGACGCCCUCUGAAAAGCGGGUUCCCAUCUUUAUGCCACUUAGAGCUGGAAGCCUAUGCAACAUGCUACCCUUGCCAGCAGAGCAAGAGAAGCCCAUCGUCCUGGAAAUAACAUACCAGAUGCUCUUGGCUCUAGACUACCUCUCCUCCCGCCACUUAUAUCAUAGAGAUGUCAAAUCCGCAAACGUUCUCUACUAUAUAAGAGAUGGGUCUUUCUACCCCCGGAACCGCAUCACGACUACCUAA